Molecule: messenger RNA, 933 nt
Organism: Salvelinus sp. IW2-2015
Lineage: Eukaryota; Metazoa; Chordata; Actinopteri; Salmoniformes; Salmonidae
Biological process (GO): adaptive immune response
Cellular component (GO): membrane
Molecular function (GO): signaling receptor activity
Source: RefSeq, a predicted model, not a curated record
AGUACACAGACAGCUGUGGUAAUGGUGAUGUCACUGCUGAGGAGUUUGCUGUUGUUCUACUUCUCAUUCAAUGAAUUGACCACAGCAGCAGAAGCUAUUCUCUGGGUGAAGACUGAGGAGAAGUUUACCAUGAAGUGCUCCACCKCUCUAAAAGACCAGGAKGGAAUGUACCUGUAUGUUGGUCUGGACAGGGACAUGGAGGUGUUGUAUUACCACCAGAAUAGCUCCAAGCUGACCCCCAGGAAACGCUACUGGGACAGAGUGAAGACUGAGGGACCUGUGGACCAACUGACUAUCACCAUCAGUAACCUGACUAUAGAGGACACAGGAGUCUACUGGUGUGUUUACACCAAAUUCAAUGAAGCCYUGUAUGAAAAUGACAUCAACCAAGGAAGAGGCUCCACUCUGGUCGUGGUGAAUGACGAUGCCCCCCAGCAGCCAUGCCCCACAGCUACUGCAGUAACACUGACCCCCUUUCACCCAGACAACGAGAAGCCGUGCCCAUCUGGCGUGGUAAACAUCAUCAUCAUUAGCAUCUUGACCAUCCUGCUGUGUGUCAUCUUCCUCAUCUGGGUCGUUUCACGGGUGAAGAGGUGCUUUAACCAGGGAGGAUACACACCCCAGGUCUUUCCUGACUCGGUCUAUGAAGACAUGGCCAAGAAUCAAAUGUAUCCACCAGACACACAGCAGGUAGAAUCGUACCCGUAUUCUGUGUCUACCAAAGGAGGAAGUAGGACAACUGAGUAGCUUCUUCAAAUGCUUUCUCUGAAUAUUGCUUCUUUACUUUCUCAGAAUUGAAAAACCUGUCUGCUGUAUUUCACAGUUCUAGCCUCAAUGCUAGUCUUAUUGGUAAAUUGUUUGUGUGCGUGUGCGCGCGUGUGUGUGUUGCGCCAUACCAUYCUUAUGUGUGUGAAUAAAAUCUCUAUAUGGACA